UUGGUCUGAGGUUGGGAUAUGUUGUUGACCGCUGACAGCGAGAAACAGAAACAAUACUUUUAACAACUAGUUCCCUCGUUUUUUUUUCUGGAACUUUGUUGUCAGAUAACAGACCUGUUAGAAACGAGGUCAAGUUCCCGUUGGCUUCAAUAUUUUUAGUUACCUGCCUCCUUGAGAGUGUUAAACUUACAGUCCUCUUCUUUUUAAAACAUAUGGAAAGUGGGAUGGGCCUUUCGGUUCCCUCCCAUCUGUUUUAAGGGCCCGUACUAAAACGUAGACUUACAGUCACAAGGAGUGGAGGGCCAUCAUUUGAUCAAGUGAUGUUCACUCUGUCAGUCGCGUUUCAACGAUCUUUCUGACAGGAAUUUUGCAUCUGGUUCUUUUCGUGCUAAAAGUUUCAUAAUUCCCACAAAAUUGGGUGAAUGGAAAAAAUGGGACGAUCUGACAGGUUCUUACGGUGAAAUCCAACUGUCAUACUCUUGGCUGUGUUCAUCCUUUAUCAGAAUGUCACAUCGUUUGGUUAUGACAGUGCUUAUCACAUGUUGGAUUGUCCUCCGAACCAGUGCCUUUUCAGUUCAAAAACACGAAAACGCUAGUGACUUGGCAGUUGAUAGAAUGGAACCAGCUGUGCAUGUGGCUAACCGAGCUUUUCCAUCGGUGGCAGAUAUUUACCCGGAAAUUGGAACUGAUCUAACCCAAGUGACCUGGGCCCAUGGAGUAGACACGAGAAAGAAGCUCGAACGGGCCUUAAGGGGUAGCGUGAUGAUGAUAGAAGCAGACGUUUCUCUUGGAAAGUUUAAGGGCGAUCCUCUUUCCUCAAACAGACCAAUUAUGGCACAUCCGCCAGUAACUGCCAGUGAUUUGACUCUGGAAACUUUUUUAGAUAUGGUUCUUGACGAAUCCCAAUAUAAAGGAAUUAAAUUGGAUUUCAAAAGUAACGAAGUACUUGAACAAGCUCUCCAAAUAAUCAAAAGUAGAGAAAAUAGGAUUCGCGUUCCACUUUGGCUGAAUGCAGACAUCAUUCAGGGACCAGUGGGCGCUACGACAGAACCUUUAAAUACGGAUAUGUUUUUGAGCCUCACUAAAUUCUACUUUCCCACCGCAGUCAUUAGCGUUGGAUGGACUACGAAAUUGGGGAAAGAGGCUGGUUCAUACACGUUCGACCAUGUUCUCAAAAUGAGAGAUGUCUUAACAGCCGCUCAAGUAACCGCUCCUGUAACCUUUCCUGUUCGUGCUGCCCUAGUGACAACUUUGGAAUCUCGGAAAAAUAUGUUAUGGCUCCUUAAUCAAAUACCAGGAAGCACGAUCACAAUUUGGAGUUCUUUUGGCGACAAAGUAGAUGUACCUGCGCUACUGGAUUUCAUAGACGCGAUUGGCAAAGAGUUUGUCUACAUUGAUGUUCAAAGAGGCUUGCGUUGUCAGAUCUCCCGCUACAGAACAUUCAGGUCGGCAUCGUCUUGGUUGCUCAACACAUUAGCGAUCGCACGAACUGGAAAAUUUUCCGCUGGUACAGGUUUUUUAGCGCUGAUCACGUACGUGACGUGCAUGACUUCCUUCUUGCCAUGGAACGCGGAUUCGUACACUAGACAAUAAAUUGUGGUUCAUCAAAUACCAAAUGAAUUCAAAAACGGAGUAGCUACGUACCAUAAAACAAGUUAUUUAUUUGAAUAUUGAAAUUUCAUUCAGAAUUUUCAACUUUGUGCGACUUUGUGCUGAAAGAUCACAACGCAUUUGACGGGUGUUUAUUAUAACAUAUCUGUGCUGUUCUUCUGAUGCUAAGAACAAUUUAAAUAUACACUGCAUCUCAAAACUGUA
Daphnia magna is the source of this 1815-nucleotide messenger RNA. Its product is annotated as protein FAM151B. Lineage: Eukaryota; Metazoa; Arthropoda; Branchiopoda; Diplostraca; Daphniidae. The coding region runs from base 505 to 1593 and encodes 362 amino acids. The transcript is spliced from 9 exons. The record is from RefSeq and is a predicted model, not a curated record.